Messenger RNA from Pungitius pungitius (ninespine stickleback), 7876 nucleotides. It is a transcript of the gene myo16, whose product is annotated as myosin XVI. Gene Ontology annotation, cellular component: nucleoplasm; perinuclear region of cytoplasm; myosin complex. NCBI's taxonomy places the organism in Eukaryota, Metazoa, Chordata, Actinopteri, Perciformes, Gasterosteidae. Gene Ontology annotation, molecular function: actin filament binding; protein phosphatase binding; cytoskeletal motor activity. The record is from RefSeq and is a predicted model, not a curated record. Gene Ontology annotation, biological process: negative regulation of G1/S transition of mitotic cell cycle; phosphatidylinositol 3-kinase/protein kinase B signal transduction; neuron projection morphogenesis. Bases 439 to 6324 code for a protein of 1961 amino acids. The transcript is spliced from 35 exons.
CUGUCAGUCAGUGACGCGAGAGGAGCACGUGUGUCGCUUCAUGGCUGGGAAGACGCUGCACGGUGGUUAUCUGGCUGUGGGCUAGCAGAGCUAGAAACACAGACGCUCUCCUCGGGUUGAUCAAGGGAGUGAAUGAAUGAAUGUGUGUGAAUCUGUGAGUGAGUGUGAGUGUGUGUGUGUGUGUGCGCACAUGGUUGGGUUGGGGUCUGUGCACAUGUAGAUUCCGCAUGGGCUGCAACCGGACCUGCUGGUGAAUAAUGCAGACAGGGACGCGGCGUUUGGAUAGCAUGCAGGGAGCCAGAUUAACAAUGCGUGCUGCCGGCUUGCGAGCGCUGCAUUAGUUUUGCAGGAACCUGUAGCUGGCUGCUGGACCGCUGGCUUCCCGCCCACCUUCCUUCCGUUUUUACCUGACUGAAGAACUGUCUGACUUUUCAGAAAAUGUCUCACUACCAUUUCAUCAAAUGCUGUUGUUUCCAGCUAUGUAAUGUCUUUCGUCAAAACAUGGAGAUAGACCAGUGUCUGCUGGAGUCCCUCCCCAUCGGCCAGCGCCAGCGGCUGGUCAGGAGGAUGCGCUGUGACCAAAUAAGGGCGUACUACGAGAGGGAAAAGAGCCUUCAGCGCCAGCAGGACGGGAACAUGGUUCCAGCGGCGUCCACCUUCCCCAAGAGGCGACGUGUCCGCUUCAGCCUCGCCGACGCCGUACAGGACGCAGUCAUUCGCCAUGACGACAGAGAAGUGUUGCGGCUCUUGAAGGAAGGAGCAGAUCUCAACGCUCCCACUUCCUCUGGGGGAUCCCUGCUACACCUGUGUGCUCGCCAUGGCAACGUGUUUGCUGCGGAACUUCUGAUUGAGCGUGGCCUGAACGUCGACCUGCAGGACGAAGACCUGUGGACCGCCCUGCAUGUAGCGUGUGUGUGUGACCAUGCAGACGUGGUGCUGCUGCUGCUGCUGACGGGGGCUAAUGUUCUGCUGCAGGACGUCAACGGAAACCUUCCUCUGGACUACGCCUCCGAAGGAACCGAGACCGGCUUUAUUCUCCGAAAACACCUGGAGGAAAAAGGGGUGGACGUGUCAUCUGGGCACACAAUGAAGAUGCAGAGCGCCAGCACCAUGCUCGCUGAUGUCAGACAGCUGGUGGCCACCGGGGGAGGCCUCAACUUGCCCAACGACGACGGCGUCACGCUGCUGCACAUAGCAUGUGCCAGCGGUUAUACAGAGGUGGUGUCUGUGUUGUUGGAGAGUGGAGCUGACCCUCAUCCAGCCGACAACCAUUUCUGGACCCCUCUCCACCUGGCUGCUAAAUAUGGACAGACGAGCAUCGUUAGUCAGCUCCUGAGGCACAGAGCGAACCCGACUCUGUUGAACUGCAGCCAAGACAAGCCCUCAGACAUUUCCACAUGUGAGCCCAUUGCUGAAAUGCUGCAGAAUGCAGAGGAGAGCUGGCUGCAAAGACUAAAGGACCCCUCCACUCCUUUACCUUCCACUGACCAACGCUAUGAUGGUGGUUCUCACGACCUUAACACUCCUGUCAAGAACUUGAACCCCUUGGGUCUCUCUAUCUCUAAGCGGGACUGUCUUCUGGAGAGGUGCGCCAUGUUCAGAGAGGCCAGCGGAGCGCUGAGCCGACAGCCCUCACAGGACAACGGCCUGGACGGCCCCCUGAGCUCUGGAGCCAGCAAACUGGAGCAGGUCAAGCUGAUGCCUCCUGCUCCCAAUGACGACCUGUCGUCCCUCAGUGAGCUGACCGACAGCAGCCUGCUCUACGAGAUGCAGAAGCGAUUUGGAAAUGACCAAAUCUACACUUACAUUGGACACAUCCUCCUGCUGGUCAAUCCAAACAAAGAGCUCCCCAUCUACUCCACUUUGGUGAGUCAGUUGUACCUGAGCUCCACGGGGCGUCUGUGCUCCUCCCUGCCUCCUCACAUCUUCUCCUCAGCAGAGAGGGCUUACCACAUGAUGCUGCAGGAAGGACGCCCGCAGUGUUUCAUUUUGAGUGGUGAAAGUGGUUCUGGGAAAACGGAGGCCUGUAAGCACAUAGUGAGACACCUGGCAGCCCGCUCCAGCCCCAAAGGCUUUGUGCUGGAGCCCAGAAUGAAGCACGUUAACUGCAUUCUGGAGGCCUUCGGUCAUGCAAAGACUCUAAGGAACAACAACUCCAGCCGCUUUAUCAAGUUGUUGACCAUCCAAUACUGCGACAAGAGGAAAACCCUGCUCAGAGCCCGUGUGAACACCCACAUGCUGGAGAAGUCUCGCCUGGUCCACCUGCCUCCUCACCAACACAGCUUCAACAUCUUUUAUUUGAUGGCUGAAGGCCUUUCGCCUGAGGAGAACAGCGCACUUUACCUCAACAAUGUCCUGGCCCAUAGGUACCUGAGUGGAGGGCUUCUAGGGGAGAACCCUCCCAUGGUGACACCCUCAGCCCACAGUAGGGAACGCCUCGCAGCAGUAAAACAAGCCCUGCGAGCCCUGGGCUUUAACAAACAGGAGGUUGACUCUGUGUUUAUGCUGCUAUCUGCUGUGCUCCAUAUUGGGGACCUACGUUUUACUGCACUGCCGGAUGCCAAUACAGCCUUCCCUUCUGACCUCCAGUUGCUGGAGAGAGUUGCCGGAUUGUUGCAGGUGGGCUCCAGCGACUUAAGUACCGCCCUCACCUCUGACGUUCAGUACUUCAAAGGUGACGUAAUCACUAGGGGUCACACAGUGGAGAUGUCGGAGCAGUACAGAGACCAGCUGGCAAAGGCGAUCUAUGGACGCCUCUUCAGCUAUCUGGUCAACAGUAUCAACGACUACCUACAUGGACAAGAUGACAGCAUCAGUGACCCUGCUAUGGAAAUUGGGAUCUUGGACAUAUUUGGGUUUGAAGAAGUUCAGAGGAACGGAUUUGAACAGCUGUGCAUGAACAUGACCAACGAGCGGCUGAGGCAGUACGUCUCUGAGGUGCUAUUCCAGCAGGAGCUGUCUGAGUGUCUGCAGGAGGGCAUUGCCAUGGAGACCCCUCGCUCCCCCGGCAACCAGACAUCCGUCCUGGCCUUCUUCCUUCAGAAGCCCCAGGGACUGCUGUGCGUGUUGGACGAGGAGAGCCAGAGCCUGCGGCCGGCAGAGCAGAAUCUGUACAAGAGACUUUCAAAUCAGCUGGACUCCAAUCCGACUCACGGUCUUUCUCUCACAACUAAGGAUGGCAACGGAAACCCGCCGCCCAAAGACCAGGGUCCAGCAUUCACUGUCAGCCACUAUGCGGGACAGAUAUGCUAUGAUCUCACGGGAUCCCUCGCUAGAAACAAGGACUCUCUUCCUCAGAACAUCCUGUUCACGAUGAAGUCCAGUGAGAGCGUGUUACUGCAGCAGCUCUUCCAGUCCAAGCCGACUCAGACCGGUUCUCUGGUGCCAGCAGCCCAUGGCCGUGUCGGGUUGAGGGGCCCCAAAGCUGCCCUGUUGCUCCACAGGAGGCCAUCAGCUUCCCUGGUCACUGCCAACAUUGUGGCACAACAGUCCCAGAGAUGCUAUGACUAUACCAAGAUCUUGAAAAAGAGAGGCUCAAGCUCCUUCCUCCAACGGCUUGAGCGCUGCGGGCCCAUCACAGUGGCUGUCCAGCUGAGGAACUCUCUGUCGGAGGUGAUCAGUAAGCUGCAGGCCUGCACGCCUCACUUUGUGGAGUGUGUGCGCCCUGACGCCAGCGCUCAGCCCGACAGCUUUGACAGCUUCCAUGUGUCUGCCCAGCUGCAGUACAUCGGGGUUCUCGAGAUGGUGCGCAUGAUCCGCUAUGGAUACCCUGUCCGCCUGUCCUUCCCAGGCUUCCUCAGCAGGUAUAAAGACCUUGUUGUCCCAACUUUGGUAGACCAGAAGAAAUUGUCACCAGAGGAGAGAUGUCGCUCAGUUCUGCAGCAGUCCAAACUCCAAGGAUGGCAGAUGGGCAGCAGCAAGGUCUUUCUGAGAUAUUGGCAGGCGGAACAGCUCAACGACCGCUGCUACCGGUUUCAUAAAAAGAUCAUCACCUGCCAGAAAGUGGCGCGUGGUUGGCUGGUCCGGCGGCGCGUUCGCCAUCGGCUAUUGUUACAGCAGAAAGACGAGUGCAGUGUUCAGCGUUUCCUGCAGGGGGCAGAAAACAUGGGGCUGCGAACCUACGACCACUUGGUCAUCCAGAACGCAUCCGACAUCGCACGAGAGAGCGACCGCCUACGCUGCCACGGCAACGGCUUUCUCAACGCCCUAGGCAAUAGCCCACCGCUCGGCGAGCGGCCCGAGCCGGUGGGCAAGGAGGAGGAUCAGCCUGUCAGAAGGGUUGUGGAUAAAAGCGUGAAAGUCUAUGACGGUCCUGUCAAUGGGGGCAGUCGAGUUAUUCGCCACUUUCGGUCCAGCUCCGUCCCCAUCCCCCUCGCCAUGGAGAGCUUGGUCCAUUCCUCUGCCGGUCCAUCCAUCAAACCAGCCCUGCAGCAGGCUGCUCAUACCAAUGAGGACACGGCAGGCGGGGGAGGUCUUUCCUCUCCCCGGAAGCAACCUCCGCCCAAACCAAAGAGGGACCCCAACACUCGUCUGAGUGCAUCUUAUGAAGCAGUCAGCGCAGGGUUGACGAUGGCAGCCAAAGAGUGCCCCACUCCUGAAGGGUUUGGUUCGCCAGCCGGAAGCCCCCAUAAAUCCCAGCUGUCCCCCACAGACCCCGCAGCCUUGUGCAAACCCCGUCCCCACAGUGAUGACUACACAACCAUGAGGAAGGUGCCGCCUCCGAAACCAAAGCGCAGUCCCAACACCAAGCUUUCGGGCUCCUACGAGGAGAUUAACGCUGUAUCCCCCCACAUCCACCAGCUGCGUCCUACCGACAUAAAGCUAGCCUUGCUGUCCCGCGCCGGGGGAUUCGGAGGGUUCGGAGGGUUCGGCGGUUUGCUGCAGAAAGCGGCCUCUGUGGACGCCCCACAGGGAUUAGGCCUGAGUCUUUACCAGAGCCGAGAUGAAGAGGACGUGUACAUAGAGAUGGUGGGCGCCCAGCCGCGGGCUCGAAGUCUCCAGGAGCCACCCGACAGUCCAGAGCCGGCCGACUCAGAGGCCGUUUACGAGGAGAUGAAAUAUCAUCCUCACGAGGAUGGUGCAAAGCCGGCCACUGUGGUUAGCAAGGCCGCCAAGUUGGAGGCACUCGGCUUGAGCCUGGCUGGAUUGGGGCCCUCUCUUUCUCACACGGACAGCAAACGGAUGGCAGCUGGGACAACCGCCGCCGCCGACGUUUCUCACCCCCAGAGCGCCGCAGUUCUCAAAACUCAUGGCAAAGACGGCAACUGUGACAUCCCCGCUCCCUUCCCCAACUUGCUUCCCCACCGUCCCCCUCUGCUGGUGUUUCCCCCGUCUCCCGUCACCUGCUCCCCUGCGUCAGAUGAGUCACCCCUGACCCCACUAGAGGUCAAGAAGCUGCCUGUGUUUGAGACCAACCUGAACUACGCUACUGGCCCAGACAGCCCCCUCUCCCCACAGUUUUCCCGCCAGAGAGCGGACUCCUCCCCUAGCCUCACCGUCCUCAUGCCGGAGAAAAGGUCCACACCUCCUCUCACCCCUCCACCUCCACCACCUGCUCCAAAUGCUGCUCCUCCUCCCUACAGACCUCCUUCCUACUUCCCCUUCCCGCCUGAGGCUAACUUCCUUUCUCUGACCAGAGCAGCGUCUGUCACAGGCAGCUCGGAGACCCCCAAAAUCUCCUCCUCUAAUAGGGCAGGUGGGGAACCCCUUGGCAAGCCACCUCCCUACUCCCCCGUGAAGAUGUCACGCCCUGAGCCCCGGCGAGCGCACUCGUGCUCCUCCUCUCCCCUGCUGUUCAACCCAGCCAAUGGCCGACCCCUGACCAGCCCGCUGGACGAGCUCAACACUCUGUUCAGCUCUGGACGCAGCUUAUUGAGGAAGUCCACCCCAGGGCGCAAGCUGCGAGAUGGAGGAUUCAAUUCGAAUAUAAAUCUGCCAGGGAGGGAAGAUUAUGGCUCGGCCCCCACCUCGCCAUCUCUGCAGCUUCAGGACAAGAACGCUAACAACCACACGCAUCCUCACUGCCCAAGCCCCGCCCCCAUAGAGAACGGCAACCAGAUCUCCAACGGGUCACGAGAGGAUGAGAGUCACAGCAAGUCCAACACUUCCAGCGCCACUUCUCUGCACAGACACAUGGACAGCCAUCAUACUCAGGUGUUCCAGCGCCUGCGUCUGUCCAACAGGGACGGAAGUGUCACCCUCAGGGAGCUUCUGCGAUGGCGGCGAGUGCAGUGUGAGGGGCGGGCUGACUGGAGGCACAGUCCUUCCCAAUCCCCGCCCCCGCCCCCCACGCUGCUUUGGACCAAUAGGAAGGCCUCUCCAUGACCGAGUUUGGGAGAUGCACUCUUAUGUGUUGGCCCUGCUUUUCUUUUUUACGUGGACCAUCUAACCUCAAUGCUCAGCCCCAAAGCAUGAGCCUUGUCCCUGGGCCGAAGCGCCUGCCUCGGCACCUCUAGACCUCGACUGUGGAGGACACAAGUUCAGCCCUCUGUAGCACUGACAAAAAAACAAACAUGUGAACUUCCGACAGUCAUUUAGAUGAUUCUUUUUCAGUUCUUCUGAGAAGUAUGAUGUCUAGGCUGAAUUAAAGAUCAGACCAGCAGUGUUUUAAUAGUAGUCAGAUGUUAAAGGGUCCUUUUUAGUCUGUGUAUGUUGUUCUGCUGCAGACAAAGGAGUUCGACCCUAUGGUGCUGAUUAUGCCGUCCUGUGAGGUUCCCAUGAAUGCGUGUGUGUGUGUGCGCGCCCCAGAGGCUCAGAAGUUUACAUGUCAACAGACGCCUUCGUACACCUCCAGUUUUUAGCAUCAGUGGACUGGCUCAGAUAUGGGACCUUUUUCAGGGACAGUCCUCAAUUAGCUUCUGGUGUUUGGGCUCCAAGUGCCACUGCGGCCCCGGCAUCGAGCAAACAUAGGUCAGCGUGACCUCAGUUAUAUCCCAUGGUGCACUUCUCUACUUCUCUUUCCCAUUGUUAAGACCAGCCUUUUGAGGAACAAAAACCUCCAGCUUAAAUGCCACCUACUGCGCUAACCUUUACUAGGAAACAGAGCCAAAAACAAUCCCGCUUUGGUUUAAGGUUUGAAGGUAAAGGCAAAGUUACAAAGCUUUAGCUGGAAGGUAUACAGUUUAUGUUGUGAACAAAAACUGUGCCAAAGUGACACAACUUGUGAAAGAUAGUAUAGUUAUAAGAUCAAAUAUAUACACACACGUAGUCCUCAUAUGUUGAAAUGUACAGACUGACUUUAAAUGACCAAAUAGCUGUUACUGCGACUAGAUCGGUCAGAAGGAAGAAAAAAAAAAGGAGCGAUGUUGUUCAGCAGGUUGUGCAGAGCUCAGGAACUCGCGCACGGACAAACUCGACUAUUGUAUAGAUUCCUCCAGUGGGGCUCACCUUCCACGUCCUCCCUUCAUCUGCUUUCCCUCCCUUAACCCAAACUAGCAGACCCCUUCCCCCACUUGGUCUUUGACCCUCCCCUCCGCCCUUCUCAAUGGAUGAAACCUGCUUUACUGGUGUUUCCAUGGUAACUGCUUUGUAAAUAGUGACCAGUGUUGUAUGUUCUAGCUUUCACUAUAAUGGAAAAGCACAGAGAAUUAAAAGGCGAGGAAGAGGUAAGAUAAUACUGUCUAUGAUGGUGAAACUAAGAUUCCAGAAUGUCUUGGGUUAGAUGCAAUGACUAAGGUAAAGAGAAGUUUAUUUUAGGAUGGAAUACCUUUUUUUUCUCAGAAUGAUUGUCUAUGGCUAUGAAAUUCUUUAUUCUCUUCAUUUUUAGUUGUUUUGUUGUGGUUCCGUUUCUAUGUGCAAUGCAGAUGUUUCCAUUCAAUAUGGAUGUUUUAUUGCACAAUGUUUAUGUGGUUUCUUGUUGACUUCUCAAUGGGUUGGG